CUUGCUCACCCAAUUGGCGUCCUGAGGAGCGAGGUGAAUACCUCGAGAACCACGCCCACCUCGCCGCCGCUGAUUGGACGCUGGAAUCGCCGCCGUGUCAUUUAAGGAGCAGGUGGAGCGGGAAGGCGACGCGCGAGAAGGUAGAGGUCAGCAAGAUACGGGACGGCCUGUCCGCGAGCUCGCAAGAAGUCGCACUGCACUCCUCGAGCACUUUCGACACCGCGCGGCACCCCUGCUCACGAGAAGAAUACACUAGCAGGUCGAUAUAUCCAGGCGAGUCCCAGCCGAGGACGAUGAGGAGCUGUGCGGUGCUGGCGAUGCUGUCUCUCAUGCUGGCUUUCAGGUCGUGUCAGUCGAGCUGCGAGGAGCCGGACGAGCCGCUGGGCGCCGAGAUCAAGGACAGCCCGAACCCGAACACCCUCCCCCGCGGGUUCCUGAAGAGGUUCUAUGACGGCUUCAACUAUGACGGCUUCGUGGGGCUCAUGGGCAGGAGAAGCACAGGAAUGAACGAGUUGUCGCCACAGAAAAGGGAUAUGCACGAUUUCUUCGUGGGACUGAUGGGCCGGAGGAACACGGAAGCCGGGAUGCGCAGCCCAUUGAAACGGGAGUCCUACCCCGAGUCCAGAGGAAGUCUUCUCCCUAACAAGUGCAAAAUGAGGUUCCGUCGAGGCGCGUAGCCCAGCGGGACCCCGGACCCUCCUCCUCCUCGGACCGCGUCCCCGCCGCGGGCCUGCCGCACCGUUUCCGGGAACUUGAAAUCUUAUUUUCUAUAAAGAGCUUCUGAUUCUGAGCAGAAAUAAUAAUAAUAAAAAAAAUAAGAGACUGGUUUUGGAAUUUACCAGAAACGUCACUCUGUUCCAUGUUACUCAAUGUUGUGAAACUGUGCCGCUGUAGCUGUAUACAAUAUGUACAUAUAUAGAUCUACUUAAAAACUAUUUCCCUCCCCUCACAUGAACUGUCAUUAUUGAUUGGUGUAUAUCGUUUUUUUUUGUAGAGUUCACUAAUUUUUGUAAAUAAAAGUGAGUUAUUUGAUUUCG
This is a messenger RNA of Lepisosteus oculatus (spotted gar), 1037 nucleotides long. RefSeq names its product tachykinin precursor 3a (gene tac3a). NCBI's taxonomy places the organism in Eukaryota, Metazoa, Chordata, Actinopteri, Semionotiformes, Lepisosteidae. The record is from RefSeq and is a predicted model, not a curated record. Gene Ontology annotation, biological process: positive regulation of blood pressure; tachykinin receptor signaling pathway.